Messenger RNA from Leptosia nina, 630 nucleotides. The record is from the annotation of a GenBank genome assembly. Lineage: Eukaryota; Metazoa; Arthropoda; Insecta; Lepidoptera; Pieridae.
AUGUCCGCGUCUGGUGAAUUUGGUAACCCAUUACGCAAGUUUAAGUUGGUUUUUCUCGGUGAACAAAGCGUGGGAAAAACAUCUCUGAUCACUAGGUUCAUGUAUGAUAGUUUUGACAACACAUACCAGGCAACUAUUGGAAUAGAUUUCUUAUCAAAAACAAUGUACUUGGAAGAUCGCACAGUGAGACUGCAACUGUGGGAUACGGCUGGACAAGAGAGGUUCCGUUCCCUCAUUCCCUCUUAUAUCCGAGACUCAACUGUUGCUGUUGUUGUGUAUGAUAUUACAAAUGCAAAUUCAUUCCACCAGACCUCGAAAUGGAUCGACGACGUACGCACGGAGCGCGGCUCUGACGUGAUCAUAAUGCUGGUCGGCAACAAGACGGACCUUUCAGACAAGAGACAGGUGUCCACCGAGGAGGGAGACCGCAAGGCCAAGGAGCUUAACGUCAUGUUCAUAGAGACCAGCGCCAAGGCUGGAUACAAUGUCAAACAGUUAUUCCGACGGGUAGCAGCUGCCCUUCCUGGCAUGGACUCAGCCGAAAGCAAGCCUCCUGAAGACAUGCACGAGGUGAUAUUGCGACAGGCGCCUGGAGACAACAAGGAACAGGACCAAGGAUGCGCCUGCUAG